Messenger RNA from Pygoscelis adeliae (Adelie penguin), 5565 nucleotides. It is a transcript of the gene EEF2K, whose product is annotated as eukaryotic elongation factor-2 kinase. Gene Ontology annotation, biological process: protein phosphorylation. The coding region runs from base 324 to 2552 and encodes 742 amino acids. The transcript has 19 exons. NCBI's taxonomy places the organism in Eukaryota, Metazoa, Chordata, Aves, Sphenisciformes, Spheniscidae. The record is from RefSeq and is a predicted model, not a curated record. Gene Ontology annotation, molecular function: ATP binding; elongation factor-2 kinase activity; calmodulin binding.
UUAGGGCACGCCCAGUUUAAAAGUCCCGAAAUCCUGUUUCUCACUGUAGAACAGCCCAAGAGGAGGACGGUGCUGGUGUGUGCGGAGUGGACGGCGGGGCAGGAGCUGCCUGCCUGUGGACCGCGGGCGGGUGAAGGGCUACCUGGGUACGCGGUGACAGCCUGUCAUGGCCUCUAGGACUGUUGAUGUUUGGAUAAUUUUUCAAAUGCCUCAAUAUGCAUAAAGCAUGGGGUUGAUUAACAAGCUUCUUCCCACCAUUUGCAUGUGUGUUGGAAUAGUGGCUGUUUUAAUCAUUCCAGGAGUUAAACCGACCUCCCACAAACAUGGCAGACGAGGACCUUAUUUUUCGUAUGGAAGGGAUUGAUAAUGCUAGAUCGACUACAGCGAAUUCUGGAAAUUAUCUUGAUGCUGAUAGUGAUGAUGAAGACAAUUAUUUUAUCUGUCCAAUAACUGAUGAUCCAGUUUCUAACAAGUCUGCUAGUAUCAAAGUUGACAAUUAUUAUAGCAACUUAGCAAAAACUGAACAGUACAGUUCAAGCUCUUCUCCUAGAAACUCUUUUAGCUUUAAGAAUGACACACAGCAUCGUUCUAAGCACGGCUCUGUGGUUGACCAUAGUCGGGAAACCUGGAAACAUGCUAUUCAGAAAGCUAAGCACAUGCCUGAUCCGUGGGCAGAAUUUCAUCUUGAGGACAUUGAGAUGGAACAAGCCACUCGUUACAGGUACAAUGCAGUUACUGGGGACUGGGUUGAAGAUGAAGUUCUCAUCAAGAUGGCUUCACAACCUUUUGGCCGUGGAGCAAUGCGAGAGUGUUUCAGAACGAAAAAGCUGUCCAACUUCUUACACACACAGAACUGGAAAGGUGCCUAUAACUAUGUUGCCAAGCAAUACAUAGAGAGUGUGGGCAGGGAUGUGUAUUUUGAGGAUGUCCGACUUCAGAUGGAAGCAAAACUCUGGGGAGAAGAGUACAACCGGCACAAGCCACCAAAACAGGUGGAUAUAGUACAGACCUGUAUUAUCGAAAUGAAGAACAGACCUGGAAAGCCUCUUUUUCAUCUGGAACAUUACAUUGAGGGCAAAUACAUCAAAUACAACUCAAAUUCUGGAUUUGUGCGAGAUGACAAUAUUCGUCUUACUCCGCAAGCCUUCAGUCACUUCACCUUUGAGCGCUCAGGACACCAACUCAUUAUUGUUGAUAUCCAGGGAGUUGGAGAUCUUUACACAGACCCUCAGAUCCAUACAGAGAACGGUACAGAUUUUGGAGAUGGCAACCUAGGUGUUCGAGGUAUGGCCUUGUUCUUUCAUUCUCAUUUCUGCAACAAGAUUUGCAAAAGCAUGGGGCUUGCACCAUUUGAUCUUUCAUCCAAAGAGAAAGAUGCCUUGGAUUGUAAUAAAAAAUUGCUUGAAUCUGCUCAAACAAUUCUCCGUGGCACAGAGGAAAAAUGUGGCAGCAGCCGGGUGAGAACAGUCUCUGGUAGUCGGCCCCCUCUGCUCUUCCGCCUGUCUGAAAACUCAGGAGAUGAAAGCAUGAGCGAUGUAGCAUUUGACUCUCUACCCUGCUCUCCUUCCUCAGCAACCCCUCACAGUCAAAAGAUGGACAUGCUUAAUUGGCCUGUGUUCAAUGAAGUAGAUAACUUGGUUCACAAAGACUAUGAUCAGCUUGAUAACCAAAGGGAUUUUGAAAAUGGUGGAGACAGUGGAUAUCCCAGUGAAAAGAGAAGUGAGCUAGAAGAUCUGGAUCAUAGAGAGAGGGGCCAUUCAAACAACAACCGAAGACAUGAAUCUGAUGAAGACAGUUUGGGAAGCUCUGCAAGGAUCAGUGUGGAGAAAUGGAAUCUCUACAACUCUUCCAGAGUCCACAUCCACAGACCAUCCUGUGUUGCCCAAGAAAUUCAGAGGCUCAAUGCACUAGAACUUGAAAAGAAAAUUGGGAAGUCAGUCCUUGGGAAGGUUCAUUUGGCCAUGGUUCGCUAUCAUGAAGCUGGGCGUUUCUGUGAGAAAGACAAGGAAUGGGAUCAGGAGUCAGCCCUGUUUCACCUGGAGCACGCUGCAGACUGUGGGGAGCUGGAAGCCAUCGUUGGGUUAGGACUCAUGUGCUCUCAGCUGCCACAUCACAUUCUUUCUGAGGUCACUCUGGAGGACACAAGGGAGAAUAGAAAUAAAGGAUUUGAUUACUUGCUGAGAGCAGCAGAAGCUGGAGACCGGCCUUCCAUGAUUCUGGUAGCAAGAGCAUAUGAUACAGGUGUAAAUCUUGGUUCAGACAGAGUACAGGAUUGGAAGGAGGCGCUGUACUGGUACAAUGCUGCACUGAACAUGACCGACUAUGAUGAGGGAGGUGAAUAUGAUGGCACUCAGGAUGAGCCCCGGUAUCUGCUCCUGGCCAGGGAAGCAGAGAUGUUAAUGACAGGAGGGUUCUACCUGAAUAAGGAUCCACAGAAAUCAGGCGAGCUGUACACAGAAGCAGCAGAAGCAGCAAUGGAAGCCAUGAAAGGCAGAUUGGCAAAUCAGUACUACCAAAAAGCAGAAGAGGCUUGGGCGAUGAUGGAAGAAUGACACUGCAAUUAAGCAGUUCUUGUAUAUAAUUUUUUUAUAGACUUGCUGCAUUUGCAGCUGAAAAGAUGUAUUUUUAUGUGAUGUUACCAGUUUCUUUUUUUGUAUUUUAGUUUUCUAAUUUUUUUUUGAGGGGAGAAAUCCAAAUGUAAGUGGUAUGUAGGGUGCCGUAGCGUACUUCUGCUAGUGCUUUAAAGCUGUAAUACAGACACACUUGACUUUUUGUAUUUUUUUUUUUAACUGUAAGAACUGAGGGUCCUAGUUUUUUUGAUGAAAAAUGAAGCUGAUGUUUGUUUAGGUUUCACAUGUCCUGUUUUUUACGCAGCAAACGAUCAGUGUGUUUACAUUUUUCUUCUCCUCCCCACAUACAGAAAAACAUUUUCCUAAAUUCUCAGCAUUUCUUCAUCAUUUUUGGUGUAUCUCACCAAAUUUUCAUGUGAAUGUAUAUUUUUCAAUUUAAGCAUGCAGCUACUCAUUUUAAUAGGUAGUCCCAUUCUAUUACGCUGGUGUCGUUGGGCACUUCUGUUACUCUUCCCAAACGAAUUCCAGAUAGAAUCCUUACAGUUUGGGGAGGGGCGGGGAAGAUGCUUCAGAUUGGCAGUGAGGAUAUUCAGGGUGGAAUAUGUUUUAUUCAUUACCAACACUGCAUAUUUACCAUCAGAAAAUCACUGAUGUUCCUGAUGAGGUGAGGCAUCUAGCUACCUCUCUCAUUUUCACAUUUUGCACCAUAUAAUAAACUAGUUGUAUAAAAUUCUACUGAUCUUAUGAUAUUUGUCCAAUGAUGUACAGUAGCAAGAUCUGUAAUAUAUGGGUAACUUGAAGUUAUUUUUACAGUGACAUCUCAUUUCUUAGUGAAGCUAGAUCAUCUCAUUUAAAAUGAGAAUACACUUUCCACCAUUUCCAGAGCGAUGUUUGAAAAGGUUAGAGGAUGUUGAUUCACCUGUUUCUAUGUAUAGAAAAUAAUUUAUCUGGUUUAGAUAGCUUUUAAAAUAAGUGUUUUAUCUGCAAAUGGUUUCAAACGACAGUUAGAGAAAAUUGCUGGUUAAGAAGAGAAAACAAUAUUAUCCUCAAACACUUGAAUUUCUGUGUCCUGUUUGCAUAAUCCUAACCAGUAAUGGGAGGACAAAAUCAUGGUGGUGGUUGAAUUAUCAUUGCAUAGAGGUAAGUUUCUUCCAAAUCCAGUAUUUUAUUCCGAAGCUCCUGUGCCAUCUAUACGGAUAGUACAGAAGCUGUUCCUAUUUCUUGGUCAUGGUUAACAGUCGUUUCACAGGAGAUUAAGGCGGAAGCUUUUGCCUUCUUGGCCUUACAGUGUCCUGAGGGUGUAAAUUGAUAUGAAUAAGGGGGAGUCCCUGUGAAGUGCUGAAUGACCUAUGAUGCUCACCAGCCUCACUUUAGCCAAGCUUUUAAAAGCAUGCUUAAAACUACGCAGUCUACUAGAUGAUGCAGUUGAUUUAAUUGGGACUUCUUGCAUGCAUAGCCAAGUAAUAUUACUUUCUUGUAAAAUGUAGAACCCAUUCAAGGAACAGAAAUCAGUUCUUCCUUUCCUGUGCGAGUGCCCGUCACUGGGCUCCACAGUUGUGCUCCUCAUUUACUCUCUUUCUGGCAAGUGGAUCUUGAAUUGUUGUUUAAACAGUGUCCAAGCAUGAUGUUAGUAACAACUGCCACUGUCUGAAAGAGGUGAUAUCCUGGUGGUUAAGAAGUGAGAUGGGAAGGUUUGAAUCCUUUCUAGGAGAGAAGGAAAAGUUAUCCUUGGAUGUCAUACUUCUGGGUGGGUGCUGUAACCACCAGGCAGUUGUAGCUGUGAGUAGCCUUGUAACACAUGGCCGCAUCUUCUUGCUGUAUAAUUCAGGGGGUUUGGGAAAGUAGUGCUCAUGGCCGCCUUUUUAUUUUGUGUUUUGUUUUGUUUUGAAGUGAAGGUGAAGUUCUUCAAUCCAACAAUGGAGGAAUGUCUAAUUUCUAGAUCUCAGUUGGACUUAGGUAGAUAUUAAGCUAGGUACUAAAAUAACCAAAUUUUUGGACCCAAUAUGCUGAAAUAGAUCCAGAGUUUGUAGGAUUGCAAGUCAGAUGGAUGUUUUAAGCGCCAAUCCAAAGUUCUGCUUUAGGUGCCUAAAGCCUCUUUUGGAUGUGGCCUUUUUGUUCUUUCAGUUCAUAGCAUUAAAAUAUCAGCUCUCAAUGAAAAGUGAAUGUGCAAUUCACCUCUGAAAACAGCUGAAUAGUUGGAGUGUUUUGUGCAGAACCGAUACAGUGUAGGCACUGUAACAAAUUCAGACGAAAAGAUUUGUUUUCCUGAUGAGGUGUUGAUGCCAGGUCUUUGAGAUUUUUCCUUGAGAAGGAAGCAUGUGUAACAGCACCACCAAUCACGUAGGGAGGAGAGGAGAUUGAAUGUACCCGUCCAAAAUGUGUAUGUAAAGGAUGUAGAGCGUAAUUAUUGACACUUUUUGGUGUAGUUUAAUUUGCUAAAUUCAGUAGUUGCUAAAGUUGCUGACAGUUCUCUGUAGAUCUGGUAUGUAAAUGUGCACACAGCUCAGUGAAAAAGUUAUGAUGAUUAAUCCUUUGUUUGCAAAUACUCUUUUUAGUGACGUAGCCUACCUUCUGUCCUCAGGUGGUAUCAUAUUUAGCUAUACAAUAAAUAGGACUGUCAAUAAUUUGAAAAUGGAAAUUGUUUACAGAAAUAUGCACAACUUAUUCUAUGACAUUCUUUUGAAGAGAAAAACUAUAUAUUUGACAGACUUUUGGAAUUAUAUUGCUAUAUGCUGUAUUUUUAAUCUAUUCACAAUGAAUAAAUAAAAAUGUGUAUUUUUAAAAAAUGUGAAAAUAAAUCUGAGGCUCAGCCUGCCAGAAUUUACCCGGGUUCAGUGUUUCCAGAUGCCAGUGGGAAUAUGGCUUGGGUGAGGACAGUGAGACGCCUUUGUUUGUAUGUCAGACAUGCAAAUACUGAUUGCCUGCAUCACUUAGUCCUCUCAUUCACUUUGUCUGGUUUCAUUCUGGCUGGUCAAUAAAGCUGUUCUUUUUGUCA